GGCGGGGGCCGGGGGCGGGCGCGUCCACCUGCGCGCGCCGGGCCCCGGGCGCAUGGAGCAGCGCUGAGCCGCAGCACCGGCAGCGCCCGGCGGGCGGGGGACCCCCGCUCCAUCGCGGGCCCCGCGCCGAGUCUCCAUCGUCAUCAAAUACAACUCCUGUCAUUCUCCUCUUCCAUUCACCUACCCAAAGACCAAAUCUGGAAAUAGUAACCAAAAGAGAAGCCCACGUCACACACAGAGCAGGGAAAGGUUGAAAUAAUUGAAGGGUUGGCCAGAUGCACUGGGGCAUGGAGUGAACAGAAAGAGGUUAAAUUGAUGGAUGACCAACAAGAGCAGGAUUGUGCCUCAGAAGACCAAGAAACUAUCCUGAUUAAUGGGGUGAAAGAAAAUGAGUCGCACGCCCUGGACGCCGAUGAGAGGCCCUGCAGCGCGGCCGAGGCAGCGGCGCCGUUCCCGGCGCUGAGCGCGGCUCCCAAGGAGGGCCCCGCGUGCCACCGCGUCCCCACGGCCAAGAAGCCGUGCCUGCUGAGCCCCCCGUCCCCGCUGCGCCUCACCGAUGUCCCCGAGCACGCCUCGGACGACUCGUCGGCCCACGCCAUCUCCCUGACGUCGUGCGUGACCAAGGGCAUGAGCUCGUGGUCGCUGCCGGGCGACUGCGAGAAGGCUCCGUUCAGCAUGAUGGAGCCCGGGGGGAUGUCGGCGCUGACGGGAGACUGCCUGAUGCAGCCGAGCCGGACCUGCCUGGGCUGCUUCAUUGAAUCCAAGGACGGCAUCGAUGCGGAGCCGGGAAUAAGCUUGAAAGUGGGGGAUAUAAAUAGGGAUUAUGACACCUGUUCGGUCUCUGAUAUAGGGAUUCACUGCAUGAGCACAGGAGAAACCAUGAGAUAUGGGGAUCAACUGCUUUCAGACCAGCUUUUAAGCUUCCCUAUGCAUAAAUCGAGGGCAGCGGACAAAAGAGAUGCAGAGAAAUCUGACAGUGAUUCAGAGGACCCCACUCAGAAAAAUUAUUACGAGGGAUUACUAUUAGACAAAUGCAAUGGUGAGGAACCUUUACUAACAAAUCCCAACCAGGAAUGGGGCUAUUUUGAAUCUUUCAUUAGUGAAAGUAAAAUUGAGCUGCUUGACCUCUGCUCCAAAAAUGAGCUUUCUGUAAAUCUGUUUUCCGAGGAAGACGUGGACAAUUACAUGUUCGAUGAUGACGAUUCCACCUUGGGAAGUGAUGUCUGCUCCCUAAAGAUUAGAUACGAAUCUUUCCAGGACAAUGUGCGGGAGAAGACCACCACGCUACAAGAGGACGCCCAGUUCAACUUCUUCCCCAGCGUGUUCAGCAACUGCACCAAAAGGGACAGCAGGAGCACCCUGAAAAGGGGGCCCAGCGGUGCCACCGACCCUUCUCAAUUCAAAUCCGAGGAAGGCAUCAUCUGGGGGGAGGAGGAGGAGGACGGCGAGGAAGAGGACGGUGAGGAGGAGGAGAAAGCUGCCUUAAAUAAAUCUUGCAACAGCACAGAGAUGGUGCAGUACGUGGGCUCCAAGAGGAGCCACUUCUUGGACUCGGUGAAUUCCACAGAGGACUCCGGGGAGUUCAGCGACGACAGCACUUGCACGGAGUCCUCCUACGACGUGCUGCGGGACAUCAAGGACUGCAGCCGGUACCUGGCCCGGGACCACUCCGGCUCCUUCAUCCAGCAGAACUACGGGCUGCGGGCCAAGAGGAAAGUGCGAUACAGCGACGACUACCUGUACGAUGUGGACUCCAUCGAGAACGAGAAGAUCCUGGACAAGAAGGAGUGGCUCCCCGACGGGCCCAAGGAGGAGGACGACGACGAGUGGUGCCCCAAGAAACGGCGAAAAGUCUCUCGCAAGGAGCCCCCCGUGAUCAUCAAGUACAUCAUCAUUAACAGGUUUAAAGGGGAGAAGCAUAUGCUGGUGAAGCUCAGCAAAGUGGAUGCCAACGAGACAACUGUUACUCUGAACGAGGAGCUGCUCAGCAAAUACAAGAAGCUGGCCCCACUGAAGGGCUUCUGGCAGGAGAGGCAGCAGAGCCGGCUGGAUUUGCUCAGAUCGUCUCUCUACCACAAGCAGAAUUUCUAUCUUAACGGCUCAGAUGCUUCGUUCCUCCCUCACCCACGGAAGCGAAAAUGCAAGCUAGCAAACAGGCACCGGAUUCAAAGAAUUAAAGCCAUCGAGCAAUCAGUGAACAAGCUGGGCUCGUGCUCCUCUGAUCACAAGCAGCCUUGCAGCAGUAAGGAGGACGUGGGCCUGAAAGGGCUGCCGGCAUUAGCCAUUGCCACCCCCAGCUGUGCCAACGGAUUGCACGUCCACGACAUCGCGGGCAUCGCCGUGAAAUGCAAACCGCAGGAGCGGGAGCACAAGGGGACGGAGCGGAAAGUGCUCCGCAGAAUCAAAUUCAAAAGUGAGGCCAGGUUGAAGUGCAAGAAGAUUAAAGCUGCCACCAGUACGGCAGAGGACUCCCCAGCACUGGAAAACCAGGACUCCGCAGCGCGUCUGAAGGACGAAAACAGUCCCUGUGCUUCAGACAGCUCCCAUCUCCCAGAGUGCCACGAGGAUAAGGUUGCUAAAAAUUCUCCUUUCCUACCAUCCACCUCCUCUUCAGACAAGCCUCUGCCAUCUGCUAAUAUCACCACCAAUGUACCCCUGAUCCCCGGAGGGUAUCUGCAGACGUUGUUAGAUGCUUCAGAUCUGUCGAGCAACACGGGUAUCCCGUACUUCGCCCAGCACCCCUCCGAGCAGCAGCAGCAGCAGCAGCAGCAGCAGCAGCAGCAGCACCCUCUCCCCAGCAUCGUCCCGCCGGAAAAGCCCUUCCCGUCCCUGCAGCCGGCGCAGAGCUGCGUGCUCUCCCCGCCCUCCGAGUCGGAGCUGCAGCAGUCGCCCGGCCACUUGGAGAUGGAGCAGGGCGGCUUCGGCAGCAUGUGGCCGGCCAGCAAGGGCAGCGAGCGCCAGGACUUCCCCGGGGACGUGCCGGAGGCGGCCGCAAUGCCGAGCGAGUUCGCGCCGGGCACGGACGGCCUCCCCGCCUCUGGAUACACUCAAGUCAAUCUGAAUAGCGGCAAAUUGCUAUACCAAAAAAAUUACAUGCCGGAUAGCCAACAAGUGCAGUCUGAUGAUUCUUAUCAGUCAUGUCAUUUCAAUAAUGGAGAGGGGCGCUUUCAUUUCCAACGAGGUACACUCAGUACGGAUGAUGGCAGGCUCAUUAGUUUUGAUUCAGUGGGUUCAUUGUCAGUUAGUUCUAGCAAUUACAGUUCUUUAAGUUUAAAGUCUUGUGAAAAGGACGGCGAGGAUGAUAUUAAUGAUGAUUUCUUGGCCCACUGCAGUCCCAAGCUAGUGAUCCAGCAGAGCAUAGAUGAAAUCACCCCUUUGAAGGAGUCCACGGACCUUUUAGACAUUUCCAACUUCACGCCUGAUAGGUUCCGCCAGUCGUCGCUUUCGGAGAUGUCCCCUCCAGACACUCCCAACCUGUCCCCACAGAUAGCUGGCUCCGAUGCCAAGCCUCUGGGCACCCUGAAGGGCUUUCAGGAGAGCCCCCAGGCCUCCCUCAACAGUUCCGAGAAGGUCAAGUGGAACUGUGGGGUCCUGCAGACCGAGGAUCAGGCAGAUAAUGGGUUUGCUUUAAAUAAUCACCAGUUCCAGUUCCAUAUGUUCAACGAUGAAGAUUCUGUCAGCCUUCUCGAAAAGAGUCCAUGCUUGUCAACAUUUAAUGAGCCAUCUGGUCAAAUUAGCACCAAUAGCAAAGUGUCAAAAUCGAAGAGGAAAAGUUCAUCCAGCAAGAAUGUGGGUACAAACCAAAGCUCUUCCCAGAAAGCCACCCGGAAAAAAUCACCCAAAACCAACAAAGGAACCGAUAAGCCGCAAGGGAAAAACUCCAGGCAGGCACCCAAAUCCACCAGGAAAGGGAAAAAUGCAGCAGGAAUCAAUGGCGAGAAGGCUCCAGCUGUUGGUGGCAGGGUGGUCACUCAGCUGGGCACCGUGGCCACGGCCACCAAGGGCGCGGCCGAGGGCACUCAGCACUGCGGCCCGGCGGGGGUGAAGCUGGGCAAGCACAACGGGCUCUCUGGAGAGUGGGCACUGGGAAAAGAGGGGGGCACGGGCUGGUCAGAAGCCAGCCUGGGCAAUGCCACCAGCCUCCUGGACGAUGACCAGAGGGAGUUCGAGGAGCCCUCCAACAUCCUGUCCAACAUCGCGUCGGGAAUGGCCGAUGUGCAGAGGUUUAUGAUGGCCUCCAUUGAGCCCUUGUGGGGGCCCGUCGGCCACAACAGCGUUCCAGACAUAUUCCGGUCACCGGAGUCCAACAGCCUGAAACUGAAAACUCUUAAAAUUUUGGCAGGGACGUCCCAAGAGUCGAAGAAGAAGGCGAACGGUGGCUCGCCGGGGGCGGCGAAGAACCACAAGUCGAACAACAAGGGCUCAAGCAAAAACAGCAAAGCUGUGACCUGCGACCCCGGGCGCCCCAACUGCUCCACCGGGUUCACCACGGACAUUCACGCUCCCUUUUUUGAUAAAAACUAUAGUAACCUGAGCACUUUAGGCAAUAAUGGACCUACCCAUAAAAAACUCUACCGUCAUAAAUCCAGUUCGAAAUCACUGAGGGAUGAGAACUGUAAAAUCAAGCGGACGGACCGCGAACAGCCCCACAAGGACCCACCCGUGACAGCUGCUUUUGAGAAACUGAGGUAAUGCUGCACCAAACUGGCUGGAAUGCCCCUAACCUCCCUCCCACCUGCUAGGCCCGCUGUUCCUCAGUUUUUCCUUCCUGAAAGCAAAAGUUUGCAUGAGAAAAAAAACAAAAAAAAAAAGACAUUCCCCUUUUACAGUUUUGGUUGGUUUUGGUUUUGGGGUUGGUUUCUUUUUUUUUGUUUGUUUGGUUUUUUUAAUUAUUAUUUUUAAAUGCAUGAAAAUACUUAUGACUUGCAAGCUACCUAAAAGAAUGACCAAUUUUCUGGCUUGGCUGGGGUUAAAAAAACUAACAAGGCUACUCUUUUCUGCUGUUUGGCUUCUUCAGUUUUUAAUUACUUAUUUAUUGGGGAGAAAAACAAAAACAAAAACUAAAAAAAAAAAAAAGAUUACACGCUCUUUUUAAUGAUUUUGACAAGGAAAGACUUUUUUUUUUUUUUGGAACAUUUUGUAAAAAAUAAACCACAAAAAAAAAAAAAAGAGGUUCUGCAUCCAAAAGCCAAGAUCUCAAAACUUAAAGGCUCUUUACUUUGCAAAUGAGAACUCGUUCCUAAUUGAGCUUCACGUGGCAAUUUUUGAGUGCUUUCUGGCCCCCUCUGCUGUUGUGUCUCCUAACCUGCAUCAUCUAAAGCUGCAUCUUCUCUACCCGCCCGUCUUUAGCGCGUUCGCUCCGUCGUGGUGACUCCGGACGAGCUAACUAAGAUGGCAUCAAAUGUUUGAUUUUUUCCUGCAGGGAAUCAGACUCCAUUCUUCUUAAAGCAGAAACAGCAUUUUUGGGUUUUCCUGUAUUUGAAGAAGAGACUCCCUUUUCUAGAAAGACGGUUGAUGUUUGGUUUUUUUCUUACCUUUUUUUUUAUUUCCCGGUUGUUUUUUCUUUUUUUUCC
Molecule: messenger RNA, 5573 nt
Organism: Zonotrichia leucophrys gambelii
Lineage: Eukaryota; Metazoa; Chordata; Aves; Passeriformes; Passerellidae
Gene: NEXMIF
Product: neurite extension and migration factor
Exons: 4
Coding region: 316-4692 (1458 amino acids)
Biological process (GO): negative regulation of cell-cell adhesion mediated by cadherin; negative regulation of cell-matrix adhesion; negative regulation of neuron migration
Cellular component (GO): nucleus
Source: RefSeq, a predicted model, not a curated record